This is a messenger RNA of Malurus melanocephalus (red-backed fairy wren), 2459 nucleotides long. RefSeq names its product chromosome unknown C2orf66 homolog (gene CUNH2orf66). The transcript is spliced from 3 exons. The record is from RefSeq and is a predicted model, not a curated record. The coding region runs from base 1925 to 2269 and encodes 114 amino acids. NCBI's taxonomy places the organism in Eukaryota, Metazoa, Chordata, Aves, Passeriformes, Maluridae.
AUAUAUGAAAUCUCUUGCAUAUCUGCAUACUUCAUCAGUCACCCAAAUUGCCUGAGUUCCUCCGGUAAUAAAGAUUGUUUCAUAUUUGCAGAUGACUUUGGUAUGUUUUACUAGCUGAAUAUACUGCCUAUCCCUCAGUUCUUUAUAAAGAAAUCAAAGGAAUAAAUUAAUUGAGGGGGAAAAGGAGGCAGAAGAAAACUGCCAACUCUUCUGGAUCUUUUUCCUCCCCUCCUCUUUCCAAAGCUAAAUAAGGAACUAAAAUCUAAUCCCAAACUGUAAAUCAUGCCUUUUCCCCUUUCUAUCAUUUUCUUUAUGGGAGCAUAUUUCUGUUUGUGGCUGAAGUAUCUACCUAAGACAGUUCCCUUCUGUUGGGGMCUGCCUUUUUACUGCUACUACUCUGUUCUUGAUGAAUCCACUAUAUGGAAGUUAAUUGAUUUGGCUUGAUGGAUUUUCGAGUGUAUGAUUUUUGUUUAAAAUCCAAAUCUGAAGAAUAAGCUGCAUAAAAUGACUUAAAUUUUUAUAUACKACUGUAGUCAUGAAAAUAACACUUCUAGGACUUUGUUUACUGUGUUGCUAAUGAUGUUUGGAUGUCCAAAUCAUCACCUUCCUGGAAGGGUGGGGGUAGCUUUUCAAUUUGCUUUCAAAAUUUAAACUAAAGAAAAAUGUAAAGCUUCUGUCGGAAAUAAACAUCUGUACUCUGGAGUAAGGUGAUGGCCAAAUAUUUUUAAUUUUAGCAUCUCUAUUUAGUGAUAUAUUUUAUGUGAUACUGAAUCAUAUAUCAUCUGUAUAGUGGAGAGAAAAAUAUAGUGAAAUUAUAAACAAAAAGUAUUAUCAAAGCAGCUUUGAUAUGAAGAAUGUUUUGCACUAAGGCCAAGGUAAAUUAACCUUUGUCUUAGUUUCUAGUGUGAUGGGAGGAUAUUAACUGCUGAUAAAAUCAGGGUAGGAAAGCAAUACUUCCAUUAAAAUGUGAUUUUGGAUAUUGAAACAGACCUUACUUUUCUCUCUUUGUCCAGCAUCCGUAUCUCAUUUGCUUGAAAGUGAUCCGUAUCUCAUUUGCUUGAAAACCAUUAGUCACCACUCUAGAGAUAUGGCUAAUUCCUUUUAAUGAAAAAUAAUGUUUUGAUACAGCUGUGUUAUUUCUAUGGGGAAUUGUUUUAAACUUACAUGCCUACCACCAAUUUUCUGCAGUCCAGCUUAGGAGGAAUUUAUACUGCACUGUUCGAUAGCAACAGGUCUUAAGAGUAUCAAGGAUGAAAUUCUCAAGGGUCUUUAUGUCACGGAUGGAAAUGGAAUCAUUACUGUAUUUUUGAAUUCCUGCUAACGUCAUUGACACCCACCUACAGUCUACUAGAAAUAUAAGUGCAGGGAUCAGGCUGUUCACAGAUUACAAGGAGACCAACCAAGAAGGGGCAAGCCAAAACCAAAUUCACUGGUAAGCUCUAUUUUAAAUAAUAUGUAAGAGAGAAUUUCUUUUCUCCCUUUGAGUAAAGGUGUGAAAUGGGUCUCUAGUUUAUAGUAAUAGGCUGUAUUAAAUAAUACUGCACUUAUUAUUAUGUUGUAAAAUUUAAUUUAKGCAAUUUUAAAAAUGGAGUUGUCUGGAUCUUGAGCCAUAUUUUUGCAUUCUCCUUGGAGCACACAGAGUUCUGAUGCUGUUAUUAGCCAUUGCAGGUGGCUAUAUGUAAUACAUGUAAACUUACAAAUGUAUAUUUUGUGUUGUUUUCUACUAGUCCCUCAGAAGAGAGUCCAGUCUAGGAACAGCUUUGGAAUGGGGAACACUUGUUUCGAAUAAUUUGUUCUUCAAGUACCUUAGUACUAUGAAAACAAAAAGUUGAUAGCACGUGGAUGUAAUCUGCAGUAGGCAGAUUUCCCUUGGGAUCACAUAAUUUAUAUGUUCCCAGUGACAGCUCUGUAGGACUUUAAAAAUAUGUCUGUUUGUCCUUCUUACAGUCUGUUCAUCUCCAGCAUGUGGAAAGUGCUGCUCCUGGGUCUAUAUAUAGUACUGGCUGUGAGAGGAUUGGCMAAGGGUGCUCCUUUCCAACCAGAAGAAAAAUGGAAACCUCUYGAUAACCCCAGGAACAGAGACCUGUUUUUCAGAAUGCUCCAGGCUUACUUUUCGGGCMGGGGCCUUGAUCUCAGAAAGUUCCCAGCUACUUUCACUAUGAACAAUGAAGGACCAAGGCCUGUCAUGUUCUACUCAGAUCCUAUUGCUUCUGCAUUUGCAGAUUAUGAAGAAAGGAAAAAAUCUUUUCAGAAUUAUUUCCAAAGCUGAAAGAUUCUGCUCACAAAGGCAUUAACUUCAGAACUCCAUGACAAGUGGAAACAGUCACAGCGAAGUUUUUACUGCUUUGACUUUUUAACUGUUUCCUGGCAAUUGAAAAUUUUCUUCCCUGACACCAUUUCUACCAACGGAAUCUGUUGUUCUGCUGUAAUGAGCCCAUUCUGUCUAUUGACAAAUGCGU